This is a messenger RNA of Bicyclus anynana (squinting bush brown), 2713 nucleotides long. Its product is annotated as phospholipase A2-like. Lineage: Eukaryota; Metazoa; Arthropoda; Insecta; Lepidoptera; Nymphalidae. The transcript has 4 exons. The record is from RefSeq and is a predicted model, not a curated record. Bases 1 to 654 code for a protein of 217 amino acids. Gene Ontology annotation, biological process: phospholipid metabolic process; arachidonate secretion.
AUGUAUUUUAAUUCUAUUUUAGUGUUAUUUAUAAUUAGUGUGUGCCAUAAAAGUCAAGGUUGGAUAUUCAACGACAUUAACACAAGGUUAUUUGAAGAUAAUGCACUAGAUUUAGAUGUCGACGAUUUAACUCCUGAAGAUUUGGCAAGACUUAGGUUCAGCUUGAUUUAUCCAGGAACAAAGUGGUGUGGUCCGGGAAACAUAGCAGAGGACUACGACGACCUCGGCCCGUCGCAGGCGGCGGACGCGUGCUGCAGGGACCACGACAACUGCGCCGAGUACAUAGCGGCCGGCGAGACCAAGUUCAACCUCACCAACAACUCUUAUUUUACAAGACUAAGUUGCGCUUGCGACGACAAUUUCCGACGAUGUUUGCGACGAGCUGACACAAAAACGUCGACCACCAUUGGCUACAUGUACUUCAACGUGAUCGGCACCAAGUGUUACAGGAAAGACCACUUGGUCACAGGAUGCAAAGUACAGGGAGGAUGGCUGAACACGAAGUGUGUUGAAUAUUCAUACGAUGCGAACAGCGUGAAAAGCUACCAGUGGUUCGACGUGCCUAACUUCUCCUCGGCUAGACUUCUAGCGCCCACUAGACUAUUCAGUUCAAGGGAACUCUUGAAACUAAGGGAAAGUGCCACAAGAAAAUAGUCAUACACAAAGAUUUUAUACUAUUAGACACUCACUGUCAUGUCACUAGCGCGUCAAAACUGUGGCGCACCAAAGUAGCUUUCAUUUAGUCGCAUAGUAAACAAAGAAAGUUAUUUAAAGAAAUAUUACGUAAAUAUUGUCUAAGUACAAUAUCGUAUUGUGUGUUACAGGAAGUGUAACAACUGUAGACUUUGGCUAAUGAAAGUAGAGACUGAAAUCGCCCAGCAAUUUAAAAAAAAAUAUCUACUGAUCUUUAUUAAAAAAAACUUAUAUCUGUGAAAACAUUAAUAGGUACAUAUUAAAAAAAAAAUCAAUUAUCAAACUUGACUUAAAUAUUCGCACUAUUGUUUUGGGCAUGCCCUCCAUUUUGUUUUAUAUAAGCUAGUCGAUGUCAGUCUCUACUUUCAUUAGCCAAAAUUAUCCGCCUGAUUUUGUAGGCAUGUAACGUUGUACAAAUAUCGUUGGUCAUAGCUAUACAAAAUAACGAAUGGAUUCAUAACGCUUUUAGCUCGGUUAAUAUUACGAAAUUAACUAACGGCAAAAAGGUCUUCCAAUGUAUCAAAAUCUUUCGAUUAUAGCUAAUGAAGACUUGAAUUACUCAAAAUUAUAAUGUUCAUCUUAUGUUUUCUUAACGUUAAAAUUCUGUUACGGGUUCCUUCGAGUACGUAUUGUGGUGGUAUUAACAUUCAUCAUUUAUCUAUACUAAUAUUAUAAAGCUGAAGAGUUUGUUUGUUUGUUUGAUUGAACGCGCUAUUCUCAGGAACUACUGGUCCGAUUUGAAAAAUUCUUUCAGUGUUAUAUAGCCCAUUUAUCGAUGAAGGCUAUAGGCUAUAUUUUAACCCCGUAUUCCUACGGGAACGGGAACCACGCGGGUGGAUCCGCGGAGGCGUCUUCUAUUAUUAUCAUAAAAAGGAGGUACAUAAACAAAGUUGUUGCAACAAUAAUGGUAUAAGACAAUAUUUGAUGAUUUGACUUCAGUUCUUUGUUAGGCAGCGUGAACGCCGUCACGCUGCUAGUCGCGCUAGUGAUUUUGUGCAAUAACGUUUUGUGGUGUAAUUAUAGAUCAUAAUUUGUUAAGUGUGUGCAUGAAGAACAUGCCGGGCAGGAGAGAAUUAAUGUUAAUGCAUUCUGAAAGGUACUCACCUUUAAACCUACACCCAUGAUCACAAGUCCUGGGACCUGCUCGAGGUGUUUCCUCUAACACAAAUUGAUGGUACGAUCACUGUAGCUGCUACCCGUCACUUUAGAAUACAAUUAAUGAAUCUGGAUGAGCCUUUCUUCUUCUUCAUUUAUCUAUCAUAAUAUCAUAUUAUAGGCUUACGAAAGUUACGAAUACUUAUAUAUCUCAUAGGUAUCUACUAUUUUUUCUGUAAAUUUUGAAUAAGGUUAAGAAAUUGUUCCCAAAUAGGAGUCCAGUGAUAAUAUAGUCACCAUUAGUUAACUUACCAAUUACCACCAAUUAACUUAUUAAGUAGGUGAAUAAUUUAUUUAUUUUAUUGUUAUGUUUUGUUGUUAGAUUAAGCAAAAUAAUUAUUGAAAUCAGUGGCGUAGCCUGGGAAAUUCGAGCGUAGAGUUGCAAACCCCCCCCAUUUAAUUAUUAUUUUAAAUAGGUAAUUUAUUCAACGGUUACAUCGUAUUGAAAAUUUACAUACCACUUCAUACCUUAGAAAGAGCCAUUUCUGUGCAAAAUGUUGUUUAAUGCAAUUGAUAAAAUCAUUGCGUUUGCCGCCGAAGCCUUUCGUAUGCCCCAAUUGCCCCAUUGCUACACCCUUCGUUAGCCACUGAUUGAAACCUAAUUCGUAAUUAUUUAAUAGUUUGUACCUGUUAUGAAGAAUAAUUUUAUAUCAUUUAUGGUUCGUGCGCUGUAGCUUGUUGCGGGUGACAGUUUCCGUAUAACGUUCAUAAUACGUACUAUUAUCGUGAAUCUCGGCAAAUUUCAAGAUAAAAAUGAACUGUCACCCGCACCUUGCUACAGUGCACAACCUAUAGCUGUAUUAUACAAGGCUCAUGAUAACAAUAUGAUGACUUACCUAGUGUGGACAUUAAAAUACAUAAAAUA